Miniopterus natalensis is the source of this 4714-nucleotide messenger RNA. Lineage: Eukaryota; Metazoa; Chordata; Mammalia; Chiroptera; Miniopteridae. The record is from RefSeq and is a predicted model, not a curated record.
UAAAACACGACCGCCUUCCUCAAGCCCUUCUACUAUCAUUCGCCGCACUUCCUCUCUGGAUACACUUGCUGCUCCAUACCUUGCAGGGCACUGGCCUCGUGAUAAUCAUGGUCAAACUGCUCCUUGCAUGAGGGACAAAGCUACACAGACAGAGAGUGCAUGGGCCGAAGAAUACUCUGCUAAGAAGAAAGGGUCUCAUAAGCGUUCAGCGUCCUGGGGAAGUACAGAUCAACUUAAGGAGAUUGCAAAAUUACGCCAGCAGUUGCAGAGAAGUAAACAUAGCAGUCGGCAUCAUCGAGAUAAAGAAAGACAGUCUCCAUUCCAUGGCAACCAUUCAGCCAUUAACCAGUGUCAGGCUCCUGUUCCAAAGAGUACACUUAUUCCAGUAAUUCCCAUCACCAAAUCAACAGGCUCCCGGUUCCGGAACAGUGUGGAAGGAUUGAAUCAGGAGAUUGAAAUAAUAAUUAAAGAGACAGGGGAAAAGGAAGAACAACUUAUACCACAAGAUAUUCCUGAUGGCCAUCGUGCACCUCCCCCCCUUGUACAGAGAAGUAGCAGCACACGCAGCAUCGACACGCAGACCCCCGGGGGGGCAGACAGGGGAAGCAACAACAGCAGCCGCUCUCAGUCUGUGUCCCCCACGUCCUUCCUCACCAUCUCCAAUGAAGGUAGUGAAGAGAGCCCUUGCUCAGCUGAUGACCUGCUCAUUGAUCCCAGGGAUAAAGAGAAUGGGAACAACUCUCCUUUGCCCAAAUACGCAACCUCACCAAAACCUAACAACAGUUAUAUGUUCAAAAGGGAACCUCCAGAGGGCUGUGAAAGGGUCAAAGUCUUUGAGGAAUGCUCGCCAAAACAGCUUCAUGAAAUCCCAGCCUUUUACUGUCCUGACAAAAACAAGGUGAAUUUCAUUCCUAAAAGUGGCUCUGCUUUCUGCCUCGUCAGCAUCCUCAAGCCACUCCUUCCCACACCAGACCUCACCCUCAAGGGCUCUGGCCACAGUCUGACAGUCACCACUGGCAUGACAACCACUCUGCUGCAGCCCAUUGCUGUGGCCUCCCUGUCUACAAACACAGAGCAAGACCGAGUCUCCCGGGGAACGAGUACAGUCAUGCCAUCGGCUUCUCUACUCACACCACCAGAACCAAUUGAGGAAGCUGAAGGAUAGGUCCCAGCGCUGCGUAGCCACUGUUCCUCAGAUCUCUUGACCAUGAUGGCACCGUGCCCUCCCAGUUGGCUGUGACGUGCUCCAGCUUUCCACAGUGACGUGUCCCAGCACAGCUUCUGGAAGAAAGCCCCCCUCUGAUGGCUCUGCUCGCUCCUGAAGGCCAGCCCUAGUGCUUAGCCUACUUUUUCCUAAAGCACCGGUUGAAACAAAAGGUCUCAUUCUUUACUUUUGGCGGGCUAAUAACAUUGUUUUUUGUUUUCAAAUUAAACAACUUUAGAAACAAAAACAAGACAAAAAACUGACCCCUGCAAACAUGAUUCCUGGAGACGUGAAUGAUGCUGCAAGAACCAUCUUUUAUAUGAAUAUGACUAUUUUAUAAUACCAAUGUUACAUUUUCUGAAAUGUAGCAAACAGAUGUUCAAAAGAUUCUUUGGUGGCCUCUGUUUCUUGUUUCCCUUUCUAGAUGUGUGCAUUUCUGAGCUGUUUUCAGCUUUGGGACCAAAGGGAUUGUUGACAUUUUCCCAGCAAUCUUAAUCUCAUGACUGUGUUCUUCUCCCAAACAGGAAUUGAUAAAUACAUUGAACAAGUAUAUAUAAAAAGAAAUAAAAAGCAAUAUCAGUACAUUGUGAUUUAUGUUUUUUGAUGUCAGAAGUUUGUGCUUUGGGUGAAAUAUUUGUAAAACUGCUGUUUUCUUCACUACUCCUGUACACAUUUCAUUAUGUGCUCAGAAAAAUUGUAUUCUGGAGACGAGAGCUUAAUAUGUUCUCACCCAUCGCUGGAACUUGGUUUAAAAGUCGGUGAGCCAAAAGCAAGCUCUACCCGGUGUGGAUUGCAUAGCUAGGAGUAAGGAGCCCCUUUAGUUUUCUGCGCAGUAUUUGUCACCAUGAUCUCCCUUUACCACAGGUGUCAUUCUACCUUUAAUUAUCACUGUAUCAUAGUCCCAAGAGAUCCUAAAAUGACUGUGCAUGGAUUUCCUCCUUUGCUUUUGUGAUGUUGUUGUCUUGUGGAUUUGGUCAGGGUUAGUAGUUUGUCAGGAGUGUAAUCCAUUGAAUAGCAAUCUGUAGUCACAGAAUCUUGCGACUGACGUUUUCUUUAUGGUAGUUGGCACUGAGAUGUUACCUACAGGUUUUGCUAAUUGUUUCUCCAUUCCACACAGUGGGGAAAACGGGCAAAGGAGAGCUUUGGAGCAUAGACAACAGGAAUCUUUGAAAAACCCAGUUCUGGAUUUAGGCUUAUUCUAAUACAGUCACUGCCAAUAUCACACGUCAGCAGUAUUUCAUGUCUGGGUAUGUGGCAGUAAAAUUAAGGAGCAGCUCUGUCUUUUAAGAAGUGAGUUUCAGCAAACUGUGUUGAUAAAAAGCAUCCUAAGGUCUUCGCAUACUACCUUAUGAUGCAAUAAUUUAAUGUUCUUAUACACAUUAAAGAGAGAGAAAGUUUUAAAUACUUGUAAAAGGGAUAUAAUUUAGAGGGUUACUGUGUCAGUUUAUCCAGACAUAUCCCAUCAAAGAAAACCUAGUGGUAGCAAUAAAUCUUCUGAAAGUACUUCUUAUUCUCAUGCACCUUUAAAACAUCUAAGUAAUAAUAAAUAUGCCCUAUUAAAGUUUAAAUGGAGAUGUAUUUAGGGAAGUUAGAUAAAUUAAACAUACAAGUCUUAGGUUAGUCGAUGAGACUGAUGAAUUUUGGUACCUUUUUUGUCCGAAGCUAAUUUACUUGGAAUUAGUACAUGUGGCUUUUAAAUCAGUAAAAGCCCAGUUAUUCAGGAUCUAAAUGUUCUGGUUGGUUUGUUGAGAACCUUGAUUCUUUGCCUUUGCCUUUACCAUCCCACCACAGAGAACCGCUCUAUCAGAAGUACAGAAAAGGUAAAACUGAAAUCAGGUGAGUUAGUUUAAAAGGUAGGCAGAGGAAGUUAAAAACAAGGUUAAAAAAAAACACUCCUUAGUUUUUGGAUUAUCUGAGCUCUGUUAAAUCCGUGUUAACACUUACCUUUCUUCUGUCUCCAUCCCUACAAGUUACAAGGGUAUUUUACAACUUGAAUGCCACUUCGUGAAGUUUUUCCUUUUACUCUGUUGUGUAUGAUUGUCUAAUUCACAUUUUUCUGUAGAGUUUCAUAUCUCCUUAAUCUAAAGUAAUUUAAAAUAGGAAUGGAAGAACAAGUUUUAUUACUUCCAUAAUCUUAUAAGUGGAACUUGUAAUGUUUGGUUGUAAGGGGAAUGUGAAUUUGUAGGUAAAUGAAUUGUAUGGCAGCCAAGCGUGUCUCUUGGGUUUGGGAGAAAUAGAGCCUGAGAUUUGAAGAAGAAAAAGGUACAAGGUACAAACCACUCUAACUGCCAGUGCCAAAGGGCUAAUUUUUAAACAUAUGAGAUUUAUCUCAGUCUUGAAAACAUAUUAACCAUAGGUCCAUUCAGCUUUAUUUAACCCUUAGUUCACAGGUAGUUGAUUUUUUUUUUCUUAAUGGGUCUCAAUAGAACACAUAAUAGUGUCUUCUAAAGUUACAUUCCAGAGUUAUUGUUAUUCUAUAGAAAACUGUACAGGGAGGAAGUAAAUUAGAAUAACAUCAAGGGGAAUAUAAUUUCAAUUUUUUAAAAUUUUAAAUGAAGUUGUUUCCAUUGCAGUAAACGAAAUAGGUGACAUGUACAUUUUGACAGAAGAAGCUAUUCUGUGGUUAUUCCCUUCGUCAUUGUUAUUUUUUUCCCCUUAAAGAAUUUCUUGUGAUGAAAACAGGUAAAUUUACUGUUUUUUAUCAUGACUAAGCCUAUUGCUUUUGUCAUGGCUUUUGUGAACAAUUAUGUUUUUAAAAAUACCUGUUUUUCCUUUUUCGGUUAAUAUUGUGAGCAUGGAUGCCAAAAUUAUUUUUCAUCUAGAUUCUUCAUUUGUUUAAAAUAUUUCUUAAACUUAUGACAAGCCAAAUCAGCCUUUUAGAAGGUGCUAUUGCUACCUGUGAAAUAACCGGCAACAAGACGGCCUUUUCCUUUUUAAUGGUUGGAUUUUACUUGAAGGUAUUAAAAAAUGGCAGAAUUUGUAGCCUUGUGUAUGUCCAACAUUAGGACUGGGUUGUCAAGAUUUUCUUUUGUUAAAGGAAAUAAAAGAAAAAUUGCCACUACUGAAUUUACUGUACUAUUCUAAACUUAAGAUUCAUUCCUUAAAUGCUUGGACCAGUGGAAUGAACCGGACCAGUGGAAGUGCUGAAUUUGCAUUAAACUAAGAAUACUUAACUCCGCACUUUAAGGUUUAAGUUUUACUCUGCCUAAAAUAAUGAUAAGCAGAGCAACCCUGAACAAUAUUUUGUUUAUGCAAUCCUGUUGAAAAAUAUAAUUUAUGUUUUUUUUUAAAGUCUGUAUCUUUCAUCUCUGUUGAAGCUGUGUAUAUCUUUUUUAAAUGCAAUUUUUUAAAACUUUGUUUUUCUAAUAAAAUUCUCCCCCAAAACAGCAUUUCCAAUAGUGAUAAAUAUUGUUACUGUGUACUUAUGUAUUCCCUGUAUCUGAACACUUGUUCUGCCUCACAAGAAAAAGAACUUUUAUGUUAAAAAUAAAGUCUGUUCUUGAGAGUUUU